AUGUUGCCACUGUCUCACGAGGGCUCCUGCCGAGCCUGCGCUCUUGGUUUCCACCGUUACAUUAUGCGUCGAGCCCCGUUUCUAGCACCCAGCUUCGGCAACGGCGAGCUGCGUGGCUCCGGUCCGGUCCGAGUCGCAGUGAUGCUUGCCUAUCCCUUGCCAGAGGGCCCGGCCCUCUUGGGAGGCUCCUCGCCCAGUCGACCUGGGCGAGUGAAGCCGCAGAGCCCGCAAAGCCCGCAUGGCUGUUUGGGGGAUUCGGCCUUUUGCGCCCUUCGGGCCUGUCUGCCUGCCGCACUUCUGGCAAGGUCCUGCCGCAGAUUGGCUGGAGGAGUGCUGCGAUGCCCGCAUUGGCUGAAGCAGGCCAGAAGAGUCGCCCGCAGAGCGGAGGAAGAUCAGUUCGUGCAGAACAUCAAGGCGCUGAUGCCCAACAAGCAGGUGGUCUUGGAGGGAGACAGAUCACCCGAGCAAGAGGAGGAGAUGCAGCAGCUGGCCAGGGAGUACUUGGAGGAGCAAGGGAUAGACUUGGAUGAGAUGAAUGUGAAGGUUAUCGGAUUGCAAGACCAGACUAUGGCAGAAGAUCCGGAGAAGAAGUACCGAACAAACAAGACUUUGAUGAUGGAAACCUACGACCGUGGCGAGAUACAGCUCAUGGAGAUGACCUGCAAGGAACUGUUGGCCGUCAAGCCCCACGACGCGGAGGUCUGGCGGAUGCUCACCUUGGGCCGACUCCGCCUGAAGCUCUGGGACGUGGCCCUGGAAGCGGCUCGGCGGUGGAUUGCCUUCGAGCCGCAGUCGCUGAACCCUCGCUGCGCGGAAGCUUUCGCACAAGCCGGGAGCCAGGAGCUGGAAGGCGUGAAGGAAGCGCGUGUCCGGUUCGCGCAGCUGUACAAAGAAGUGACCGGCAUGGACUCCAAAGGCGAAGGCGUCCGUGAUGUUGCAGUUGAGCUGCAAGAGUGCGUCUGGCGAUGCGAUGAGCUGCUGGAGCACCGCAAAGCAGAGGAGCGGAAGGAGCAGAAGGAGGCCCAGGAGCCCCAGCCCUGCAACCUGAGCGCUCGCCCGGCCACGGUCCUCACCGGAGCGAGGCCGCCCCAUUAUUUUCUGCCAAACUUUGCCAACUCCAUCGGGCCCAUCAAGGUCGUCCAAGCAGACGAGGAGGAGUUGGGAGGUGGAGCGGUCCACCCCCGGAAGAUCGUUGUCACCAGGGAUGUGGAGGCAGGCGAGCCCUUGUUUGUGCAGAAUGCCUUGGCCUUCUCUGCCAUGGAUCAGGCUGGGGACACGGUGCGGCUGAAGACAGCCCUGAUCAUCGCCGCGACGUUGUCCCCAAGACAAGCCAAGCUUCUGGACAUCCUCUUGGACCGCAGCGACUGGGAGGACUCCGACAGCGAUGCCGUCAUGGCGGCCCUCGACGACCCGAAGGUCGUUCGGGAGUUUGGCCCCUGGAACUCCGACGCGGAGUCCAUGAUCGAUCACUUGCAGGUCUGCGAGCAGCUGGUCCUGGAGUCACAAAUCCUCACUGGCAAGAACUAUGCCGGCAUUUGGGUGCUGCCGGCUAUGGCACGACACAGCUGUGCACCUUCAGCUGUCUACACGAUCUGGGGCGACGUGAUGGUUGCACGAGCUUCGCGGAAUCUGAAAGCGGGAGAUGAGGUUACUUUCGGAUUUAUGGACCUUUGGCUUCGCUUGGACAUGCGCCAAGAGAAGUUCACCAACGCCGCGGGUGGCGACGGCUUCUGGUGCAGGUGCCCGCGCUGCGAGGGCGAAGCCACGUGGCCCUCAAAGGUGGCUGUGGCGUCGGCAGACCUUGAGCUCAGGUUCGAGAAGCAAAGGAGCCGGGUUGAGGGAAUCCUGCGUUCGCUGGACCUGAAGCUGGAAGAGAAGCGUCAGAACAUGCAGAAGCAGUACGACGCCAUACGCGACAGUGAGGAGCAGCGGAUCGAGUACGAAGCAGGACUACUGGGCUUGGCGGAUCGCUUCGACAACUUGAAGGGCAUGCCGAAGGACGAGGACAUCGAGGAGCUCCGCAAGUACUUCCCGGAGAACAACGAGCCAGAGUUGGUCGAAGUGCGGGCCGACUUGGCCGAGGACCUCCUGGAUGCGAUCAUCACCUUCGAGAAGGAGGUGAAUGAGAGCGACUUACCAGAGGAGCAACGCCACUGGGUGCUUGCGAAUCACUUCGCGCAGUACAGCGAGCUCCUGGCCAUCUUGCGCUUGCGCCGCGAUGUCGAGGGCCAGCGCAGGGCGCUGGGAGGCAUCCUGGACGCCGUGGCAGCGACUCAUCCGGGCAGCUUUGAGCACCUGCGGCUUUCGGUUCUGCUCUGGGAGGUCUCGGCCCAGUGCGAAGAUCCGACCCUGAUGCGUGAGGACCUUGUUCGGGACCUAAUCCCAAAGGAGCUGGACAGAGUUCGGGAAGCAAUCAAAAUCAGAUAUGGGCGCGAUCUCGAUGACACAGAGGUGAGUGCCACAAUGGCCAGGAUUGCUUCGACAAGCAUCAUUGACGAGAACUGGAUGUGGGACAUAACGUGGUGUGCGGGACGGAAUUAUGCUCCCGAGCCCGCACGGGGUCCUUCUGGCAAGGUCUUACCGGUGCUGGGCUCUUCGAUCCUGGUGUGA
This is a messenger RNA of Symbiodinium necroappetens, 2610 nucleotides long. NCBI's taxonomy places the organism in Eukaryota, Dinophyceae, Suessiales, Symbiodiniaceae. The record is from the annotation of a GenBank genome assembly.